This is a messenger RNA of Chara braunii, 1321 nucleotides long. The record is from the annotation of a GenBank genome assembly. Lineage: Eukaryota; Viridiplantae; Streptophyta; Charophyceae; Charales; Characeae.
GUGAGAUAGAACAAUGCGAUAUAUUCAUAGGGACUCUACAUGUCGAGAGAAGAGAGUUUGUUAUGGAGAACAUGCCCACUAAAGGGGUGACGUUCGCUCAGACAAGGGCAUUGGCUUUGCAGACUGGGGGACCGGAUGCCAAAGCUCAUCUACUUGAGGUGUUGGAGAAACUAGGGAAAGGAGUACCCGGAAGUCAUUUAGAAAAACAAUUCGGUGAUGAGGAUGGAAGAGAGUUCAUGUCGCCUGAUAAAGGUAAAAGUAUCAGGUUUGAGGAGAACCGGAAUACUGAAGAGAAUGAGGAGGAAAAUACACUCUGCCGAACUUCUACGGAGAUGAAUAUUGGCAUUAAAGCGAGGACAGCGGAAGAGCCAGAGCAGGGAGAGUUUUGGGUAUCAAGUAUCCGGUUUGAGGAGGACCCAAACCCGAAUGAUAGUUUGACGGUUGGGGUUUCCAGUAUUCGGUUCGAGAGUUGCGAGGAGGAUUCUGAUGCUGCUCUAGUGUGUGCUAAGAAAGUGAGUGAGGAAUCAGAUGAAAAUGAAGCCGAUAAUACUAGCCUUGAUAAUAAAGUAUCGCCGAGGGGCGAAGGACCGAAGGUUAUUCAGGAAACAUGGGUAGAUCGAACCAUGACAAUGAAGAUGAUAACGAUAGAUGAAGAACACAAAGACUUGAAAAGUGUUGAAGAUGCCCAAGACGAGUUGAUAGGGGAUCAAUAUGGAAAAGAUCUCCUCGGCGAAGUUUUGGGCGCAGAAAUUUCACAAGCAUUUGAAGUCAUGAAUGAGCUGGACGAUAACUAUGGACUUACUCGACUGUUUGAGACCGUCGAGCCAGACGACAUCUAUGGGCUUGUUCGACUGUUUGAGACCGUCGAGUCUGACGGCAGAUAUGAGCUUGCUCAAUUAUUUGAGACCGUCGAGUCGGACGUCAGCUAUGAGCUGACUCAACUGUUUGAGAACCCCGAUCUGGACACGAGUUGUAAGCUUGCCCAGCCAUUUGAGUCUGUAGACCCGGAUGUCGGCUACAAGCUGGCUCAAUUUUUCGAGACUGUCGAGUCGGACGUCAGCAAUGAGCUGGCACAACUGUUUGGGGCCAUCGAACAUGAUGACGAUUACGACUUAGCUCAAGUUUUUUAUGCCUUCGAACCGGAUAUCGACUAUGGGCUUACCCAACUGUUUGAGGCCGUCGAUAAGUAUGAAAACGAUGUUGAGAACUCUCUCAAGACAACAAUGGGCCGUAAUCUGGCAACUACGAAAGAUAUCGAGGACUCCCGAAUGGAUCAAUGCAAGUUAAUAAGUCUGAUGUGAUGAGUAUUGGUGGUGAAUUC